Messenger RNA from Protopolystoma xenopodis, 408 nucleotides. The record is from the annotation of a GenBank genome assembly. Lineage: Eukaryota; Metazoa; Platyhelminthes; Monogenea; Polystomatidea; Polystomatidae.
AUGCAAGGAAUAGGCCAAAGUUGGCGAGUCCUCCUCUGGCAGUUGUUGUUUUAUGGCCCGACAAGCCUGUCGGCCCGACCCAUUGGAUCCAGCGCCACCGACAAGCACGAUGAGUUGGAGGAAACGGCGCAUAAUGCUGAUGGGGAGAAGGGACCAGGGAACUUGAGUUUAUUUGCGCCCGGUCAAGACUCACCAAUGGGGACGCCAAAAUCUCAGGCAAGUGUUCAUCCGGCGCAUCACCCUCGCAUGCUACCAGACAUUCGUGACUGUCGAGACCGAGACCGUUUGACUGAGCAAGAGGCCUCGGGCUCUUUGACACUAUAUUUGCCACAUUGUCUAUGGGCCAUCUCCUUUGGAUCCUUGUCACGGCUUCACUUCAUACAACCAAGACCCAGGACAGCUUGGUAG